This is a messenger RNA of Callithrix jacchus (white-tufted-ear marmoset), 928 nucleotides long. It is a transcript of the gene MLN, whose product is annotated as motilin. The record is from RefSeq and is a predicted model, not a curated record. Gene Ontology annotation, molecular function: motilin receptor binding; hormone activity. Lineage: Eukaryota; Metazoa; Chordata; Mammalia; Primates; Cebidae. Gene Ontology annotation, cellular component: extracellular region.
CCAACACCAGAAGACAAGCAGAGAGAGACUCCUCCAGACCCACUUUGACCCGUGCACGCCUGCCCAGCUGGGCUUCGCACUGAGUGCCUGAGUGGAUUCCCAGAACCUCAGUGAGCAGAGACAGGGCCGAGGCACAGAGGCUCGAGGGAAGCAGCUCCAGGAUGGUAUCCCGUAAGACUGUGGCUGCUCUGCUGGUGGUGCACACAGCUGCCAUGCUGGCCACCCAGACGGAAGCCUUCGUCCCCAUCUUCACCUAUGGUGAACUCCAGAAGAUGCAGGAAAGGGAACGGAAUAAAGGGCAAAAGAAAUCCCUGAGUAUAUGGCAGAGGUCUGGGGAGGAAGGUCCUGCAGACCCCACGGAGCCCAUCGAAGAAGAAGAAAACAAAAUGAUUGAGGGAAGCAGAAGCAAGAUCCUAGGACGACUGAAACAGACCACAAACAAGAACCACGACAUACAGAGCUGGAAGGGCCCUUUGGGAUUGCCCAGUCCAGCCUCCUCAUGUUCAAGUGAGGACCCUGUGAGAGGGUCUAGACGGAGAGGGAGAACCACAGCCAGGGACGGCACAGGCAGGACCCGCUGGAGCCCUUCAGAUGCCCUUCAGGGAAGGUGUCAUGAUCCUCUCAGCAGGACUCAGCGACCUUCAGGAUUCAACCCUCUGCUGACUGCUCCUGUGGAAAUUGGAAUAAGGAUGAACUCCAGGCAGCUGGAAAAGUACCGGGCCGCCCUAGAAGAGCUGCUGAGCGAGAUGAGCCCCAGCACGCAACCAAGUGACGGCCACGCUGGGAAGAAGGUGGACAGAUUUGGGAGGCCCCUUCCACCUGAGUGAGGCCCUGGGAAUUUGCACAGCCUGCCAGCUGGGCUUGGAAGGAAAACACCCUUUCCAAAGCAAAUCCCCCUCCAGCAAAUAAAGCAUGAAAUAUACAGAAA